Ectocarpus sp. CCAP 1310/34 is the source of this 707-nucleotide messenger RNA. NCBI's taxonomy places the organism in Eukaryota, Phaeophyceae, Ectocarpales, Ectocarpaceae. The record is from the annotation of a GenBank genome assembly.
GCACUGGUGCCCCACGGCUUGACGCCGGAAGCGAGAUGAACAAGACCUACCUUCGGUAUGAGCUCAGCGAGACCUUUGGUGUUGUUGCGUCGCCGCAGAGCAAUGUUGUCUACGACUCGACGGGCAACCUUGCCAUCUCCGCAGCCCUGCACGAGGUCGCUGUGUGGAACCUGCGGCAAUGCUCGUUGGUGCGCCUGCUGAGCCCCGAGGGCGAGUCGGCGGCGAGCAGGGCUCAGGUGACGAGCCUCCUCCUCUCGCCGGACGGGAGGACCGUCGCCGCCGGCUACUCGUCGGGCCUCGUCCUGCUCUUCUCCCUCAAGACCGGCGCCACCGCCGUAACCCUCCACGGCCACCGGUCGGCGGUGACGGCCGCCCGCUACCACGCCUCGGGCGCGCUGCUGGCGUCGGGGUCCGCGGACACCGACAUCGUGGUCUGGGACGCUGUGGCGGAGUCGGGGCUGUACCGCCUGAGGGGGCACCGCGACGGCGUCACGGACGUGGUGUUCUUGGAAGGCGGGGGCGGGGGCGCGCCAGGCGGGUGCAGGCUGAGGAACGGGCUGGCGUCGUGCAGCAAGGACACUCUGGUGAAGCUGUGGGACCUGGACACGCAGAGCUGCGUGCAGACGGUGGUGGGGCACCGGGGUGAGGUUUCCGCUUCGUGCGCGGCGUCGGCCGGCUCCCUCGCGAGACGGAUUGAUACCUCCUAG